Messenger RNA from Daphnia magna, 2309 nucleotides. RefSeq names its product centriolar coiled-coil protein of 110 kDa (gene Cp110). The record is from RefSeq and is a predicted model, not a curated record. Gene Ontology annotation, cellular component: centriole. Gene Ontology annotation, biological process: centriole replication; centrosome duplication; regulation of cytokinesis. NCBI's taxonomy places the organism in Eukaryota, Metazoa, Arthropoda, Branchiopoda, Diplostraca, Daphniidae.
GUGGACUUUUGUUUCUACUUUCUAAUUUCCAGGAACAGCGACACUUCAUGCUUGUGAUUUGUGAAUGCACCUUAGGCUUUGACAGAUGUUCGAAGUUUGCGUUGGGUUUCAAGGACGUGAUUACCCGUUUUUUUGCAAGCGUUUAUUUGUUUGAAAUGAAAUCUACUUGUCUAGAAUGCCAGAUUCUAAUGUAUUAGAAAAUCGUUACGUUUCGUGCAUUCGAGUAAAUGGAAAACCGAUUCUACCACCAAUUUUGAACGAUGACAAACGAAGAGCGAUGCGGCAGCUUAGAGAAGAAGCUAUUGCCGUUGAAUACCGCUUAAAAGAAAAACGUCGGUCCCAACUUAUGGAACAAGUCCAGAUUAUUCUUGACAAAUGUGUGACAUUAGAUGAACUAAAUGUUUCCAAAGUAGAGCCAUCAAAGUACCGUCUCAUAAGCGAACCUCUUCUACAAACACCAGUGAGGCUUAAUAGUUCCCUUUCUCAGCCAGCCAAGGUACCAAAGCCAGUAACAUCCUACUCAUUACCAUCUACCCCAUUACUAGAUGAAGUUUCAAUUGAGGAUCUCCAUAAGAAGUUUUUAUCCAUGAAGCAGAAUUGCAAAGAUGUCAGUGUUUCAGAAUCAUCAGCUGUGAGCACUGAUUUAGGACCUUAUAUGCAAGAUUCAGACUCAGAUUCUAGUUCCUCAGAUUCUUCUACACCUCGUGCAUUGACCUUAUCUGAUACAGAUAUUUCUACAAGUUUGGAUUGUUCAACCCCUAUUAAAUCUCAAAGAGUACGGCGUUUAUCGUACACACUGGAAGCACCUAGCCCCGUGCUUUUAAAAAUGAUGCAGAACAAAGCAGCUGAACAAGAGAAAGCUACCAUUUUGGAUGUGCCUACACUUAACCUUUCCAGUUCUGAUGAUUUGCCAAGAAAUGGUGCUAAUUCCUCCCAGGGGGGCAAUCAGCAAACGAGCAUACUUCAGGUAACAGGAGUUCAAUAUUCUGCCACUGUGUUGGACAAGAAUCGAAAUAACGGAGGUCUAAAUACAGCACACAAUUUAGUGAACUUAAAUUUGCCCCAAAAAGACACUGAAGAUGUAGUCAACGGAAACUCGACUGAAAAACAAAAGGCCAAUACUUCGCACAAGAAUUUUGAACCUAACAAAUCUAAACUUGAAAGUGUAGCAAUAAAUUGUGAUAAAAACGGAAAUUCUCCCCGAAUUCAAGAUGUUUCCAAAUCUGGGAAUUUGAUUGAAGAAUUCUUAACACAACAACAAAGACUAAUGAACGAAUUAUUGGAAAAGCAAGCUAAAGAACAAGAGAGAUUGGUGCAAUUAUUUAAAGAACAAGAAGAACAACUGAUGAAACGAAUGCAAGCGCAAGCGUUGCAGCAGCCACCAGUUGCCGAAAAUAAAAGUCCAGCCUGCCGUAGCUUGAAGCAGAGCUUCGAUCGUUCGGCCAAAGCUAGGAGCCUGUUUGAAUCUGGCCGUCUAUCUGCGUUAGUUCGCGGCUACUUGACUCGACGACUCUUAACCACCGAUCGGGUGCAGUCUAUUAUUCAAACCAUUCGCGACACGACAACCUGUCUCAAAGAAUUAAACCAGGGUAAUAUGAUGAUUUUGCCUAGCGACAUUGAAUUGCAUAAACGUCUAAUUCAGCAGCUAAACGGAGCAAUCCAUUCAUUGCACGAAAUUUUUUUCGAAUGGGAUGUCAACGAAAGAAUGUUAGUUAUAGCACGUGACAGGGAGAAAAAAGCUGGCCUAAUCGUUACGGGGGUGCCGAUUCGUAUGCGACCAAGAAGUCGUUCUCUCUCGUCAGCUACUGUCAAAAGUCUGGAGCGCAAAUUGACUAGACACGACAGCCAAAAUAGUAGCCGGCCAAGCUCAGCCUCCACUGCACAUCCGCGCACCUCUCCGUCCAGUUUGGCCCCAUCUUCAGCUGAUCGCAAGCGAAGCCCUUCAUCCAGCGGAUCUUUCUCGUCCUUCAGCGCUGCUCCAUCAAAUGGAUCAUUACACGGCAAAAACAAACAUAAGCCGUCGACCCGAAAACCCUGGCGUUGUUGAUCUACUGAUCUACUACUACUUAUCGGGGGGGAAAAAAAUUCAGUCCACGUCCGUCUUGGUUAACGAAAGUCGCCUAGCUCUUAUUUUGUGGUGUAGGUUUGGUCAUUAACACAGGCACAACUGUACUUUCAUUCCCCGUGCAUGAAAUGUUUUUGGAAAGUCAAACUUUUUAUGAUCUCCUAUAUUUCCCUUAUUAUUUGUCCGGAAGUCCUACCUGUGUGCUCGCUCUUAAACCCGUUAAAUACAAGAAUAAAAAACGCAA